Molecule: messenger RNA, 2392 nt
Organism: Rhagoletis pomonella (apple maggot)
Lineage: Eukaryota; Metazoa; Arthropoda; Insecta; Diptera; Tephritidae
Product: pre-mRNA 3'-end-processing factor FIP1-like
Exons: 6
Coding region: 219-2219 (666 amino acids)
Cellular component (GO): mRNA cleavage and polyadenylation specificity factor complex
Molecular function (GO): RNA binding
Source: RefSeq, a predicted model, not a curated record
GAAUAGGUUGAUCUUCUACUCAGCAGCCGAUAUAUGCCCUAAAUAAACGAUUGUGUCCCAAAUUUGUAUCAAUUCGAAUACGCGUCACCCUGUGUCUGGAAUAGUUUACCACAUUUAUAAAACUUGAUUACUUUGACGGGAAUUAUAUUCAACGCGUUUUUGCAUUGUUAUAUUUGUGACGUGAAAAGUGAAUUAAGAUACUAUAAUUAAAGGUUAUAAUGGCCGAUGAUACGAACGAAGACAGCUGGCUGUAUGGCACGUCCAAUCCCGAUUCCACGACGAAUGAAGAGAAUGUGGAUGCUAAUGUCGGUAUAGAUAAUGGGAGACCGCUGUUGUCUCAGAAAUCUGAAAAUGAAGCGACCGCAUUGGGUGGAAGUGGUGAUGUAUUGGCACCAAAACAGGUCGAAGCGCAUGAUGAGGAAGAACCAUUCGGUGAGUUUGAAGAUCCGGCCCAGGAGAUGGAGGAGGACGAGGAAGCUGCGGCUGCUGCCGCCAGCACCGCUGCCGAUACUACUGACGCCGGCGAAGAUACAGGCGAAAAUGCUCAACAGUCAAAAACUUCGGAAGAUGGUGAGGCGAACUCGGACGAUGAAGACGACUCUGAUGAUGAUAUCAAUGUUGUUAUUGGCGAUAUAAAGGCAGGACCCAGCACAUAUAAUAUUAAGCAACGUUCUAACUUAUUGACUGGACCUCCUGGUUCAGGUCAAGAGAAAACCAAGUCUGGUGCACCGGGCGGGAAAUUUAGUGUUGAAGAUUUUGAAGGUGUUGGUACUAUAAACGGUGUUCCAGCACACGAAUUUAGUAUCGAUUCCUUGGAAGAUAAGCCUUGGCGAAAACCAGGUGCAGAUAUUACUGAUUAUUUUAAUUACGGGUUCAAUGAAGAGACAUGGCGCUCUUAUUGCGAGCGUCAAAAACGAUAUCGUAUACAGGAGAGCGGCAUUGGGUUGGCAAGUUUGACACAAAAUCUUAAUCAAUCAGGCGAACGACAACAUGAGGGUACUGGAGGUGGAGGCCAAAUAACCACAAUAAUGCCCGGCCUAUUAUCAAAUGAUCAGAUGCAAAUGCCACCUCCGGGCAUUUUACCACCCCCUCAGGGUAUGCACCAUGGUCCGCCACGUAUGGGCAUGGGUAUGCCCCGUGGACCUCGACCGAUCAGUACUACCAGCAGCAAGGAGAAUCCUAUCCAAGUAAUGACCGCCGAAUGCCGUGAAUAUUCGAGACCAGGUACGAUAGCCCAAAUGCCGCCGAACUUUGGUGCACCACAACCCCCGGAAGAGCCAUACUUUCCAGAACCUGAAACAUUUGAUUACGGCUACGAACCAACACAAGAGUCGCAAUGGAAUAAUGAAAAUCCGGGAUGGCAUCCAUCAUCGGGCAUAAAAGAACUAACACCCGGACCAGCAAUGGUUCCACCGCCAGCAGCUGGUAUGUCAGGUCCACCUGGUGUACCCCCGAUGGGUGUGCCUCCUCCUCAAAUCGGAGGGCCCCCACCGCAAAUGCGUCAGCAUCCUCCCAUAAUGCCUGGAAUGCCUCCACCAAAUAUGGGAAUGGGCCCGCCGCCGCCUGGCAUGGGUAUGAUGAUGGGCCCCGGCGGAGGACCACCAAUGAGAAUGCCUAUGGGACCUCCCCGCAUGAUGGGACCACAUGUAGGUGGACCGCCAAAUCCAGGACAUAUGGAUCGCGAGCGUCAUGAUCGUGACCGUGAAAGAGAGCGCGACUAUGAACGGAAUGAUCGGCGAGAGCGUGAUAGAGAUCGGGAGCGAGAUCGCGACCGUGAGCGAGAGACAGAGCGCGAGCGCGAACGGGAAAGAGAAAGAGAACGAGAAAGACCCCGCCGUGAACGUUCACGUAGUCGAGAUAAGUCUAGACGGCGCUCAAAAUCACGUGAGAAAGAACGUGAUCGUGAGCGUGAAAGAGAACGUGAUCGUGACCGAGAUGGCGAGCGAGAACGAGAGCGUGACAGAAGUGAAAAACUUGACCCGGAUCCUGAACGUGCAGUAGAUGAGGAUCGCGAACGAAGAAGACGUGAACGUGAUCGGGAACGCGAGCGCGAAAGAUCUCGGCGAGAACGUUCGCGUAGCCGUGAGAAGACACGCCGCCGUUCAAAAUCUCGUGAAAAAGACCGAGAGCGCAGUAGCAAAACUGUCGGUACUUCCUCUUCGACGAGUCGCAGCGAAAAGAAAAAAUCUCAUCGCAAAGAUAAGGAAGAAGAGGAGUGAGCACAAGUAAAUCUUAUACUUAAUGAAGUCUUAGCGAUUAGCAAUAUAAAUUGAAAUUAAAAGUCACCAUGCCACUUUCAGAAUGUAGUGGUGGCAAAUAAAUUAAAAAUGCUUUUAAGAUUUACAGCGAAAUUCAUAAAAAAUAAAGAAUAAUUUAACUGCUUUAUAAAUCG